Molecule: messenger RNA, 4104 nt
Organism: Prinia subflava (tawny-flanked prinia)
Lineage: Eukaryota; Metazoa; Chordata; Aves; Passeriformes; Cisticolidae
Gene: CASS4
Product: Cas scaffold protein family member 4
Exons: 6
Coding region: 307-2757 (816 amino acids)
Biological process (GO): cell surface receptor protein tyrosine kinase signaling pathway; cell migration
Cellular component (GO): cytoplasm; plasma membrane
Molecular function (GO): protein binding
Source: RefSeq, a predicted model, not a curated record
AGAGGCUCAGACUUCCCACUGCUGAAUUGCAACAAGUUGGUGGCACAAAGAGAAGGAAAAUCCCACUUGCACGCAUCGUUUUCUCACUUACAGUCACCAAAAAGGCUUUGUUUUGUUUUGUUUUGUCCUCCUUUUAUCUCCGUUGCCUCAGACACUGUCUGACAUGAGAACCUUGUUUACAAGCUGCAGUUAGGGGCAGAGGUGUCAGAUGGACUUUGCUGAGGGGGAGUUCCCCACGCGCAGUGCCCGGGCACGGCCGAGGUGUCCCCGUCCCUCCGGGGCUCCCUGCUCUGCCCCUCGUGAGGAAUGACAAUGGAUACAAACCCGGGGAGCAGCGCAGCUCCAAAGCACAGCCUGGCCAAGGCGCUCUACGACAACAAGGCCGAGUGCUCGGACGAGCUGGCGUUCCGCAGGGGGGACAUCCUGACCGUGCUGGAGCAGCACGUGCCGGGCAGCCGGGGCUGGUGGCGCUGCUCCCUGCACGGCCACCACGGCCUGGCCCCCGCCAACCGCCUGCAGCUCCUGCCGCCCGGCCCGGCCCACGGACAGCACCCCACAGAGCCACCAGCCUCACAAAACAUCUACCAGGUGCCCUCCGUGCCCUCCGUGCCCUCCGUGCCCAAGGCCGUGGUGCUGUCAGACACCUACGAGAGGAUGGAGGGCUGGGUGCAGCCCCCGGCCGUCCCUGCCCAGGCCGUGUACCAGGUGCCGGCCCUGGCGGCGCAGCUGCUCAGCGAGAGGACCAAGCGCUCCACGCACCAGCACCUGUUUACCCUCCCGAGAGCCUGCAGGGCUUCAGCCCCGAACAUCAGGGGGGAGGUUUACGACGUCCCCUCCCCGCAGCACCGCGGGUCCCUGCGCCCUCAGAGUGGUGCCACUCCACCCAGCACACGGAAGGUCUCCUUGCUGGGCAGAUCCACUGGGAGCUUCCAGGCAGAGCAGAAGCAGCUUUACAACAUCCCAUCCAAGCCAGAAGCAGCAGGAGCUGGCAGCCAGGACUCCCCAGCAGGCAGUUUAUACGACGUCCCUCCCAAAAGAGAACUCGAUGCCUCAGAAAAUAAAUCCCAGAGGAAGUGCUGGGGCCAUUACAACACUUUGCCAAACCCUCGGAAGUCCGAAUGGAUUUACGAUAUCCCAGUAUCCCCUGAGAAUUCCGGAUUCAAGCCCAACCCUCCUGGGCAGUGUGUGGAGAGGCAGGUGCUGUAUGACAUUCCCCCAGCCAGGUACAAGGCCCCGGGCACAGCCCCCGAAGCCCAGGCUGGGAAUGCAGAGCUGUACGACAUUCCACCCACCCACAGAAAAUUAACCCUUCCCCAAAUCCCCCUCUACGAUGUUCCAUCCUCACGGGACGUGCUGCUCCUGCCACACAACGGCGGCUCUGAGGUGCCCCCCAGCCUCCCGGCUGAGAGCCACAUCUCUGAGGAGAACGUGUACGAUAUUCCCAAAGGUUUGCCCAGUGCUGGGCACUCCAAGAAAGAGGUGGAAAACAGCAGCGAUGGCUCUGGGGACCAAGCACACGGGGCUCCUCCACAGCUCUCUACGGAUGCCAAGUCAGAAAAGGACAGUUUGUGUGUCUCUAGUGUGGACAGCAGAAGCAGCACCCUCUCCUCAUCCUCCAGCUCUUCUGCUGAGUCAUUUUCUACGCUGUCACCAUCACCAGAGCCUGUCCAGGAAAUCAAACUGGAGCUGGAAGCAGCCAUUGAGACCCUGACUGGGCUGCAGCACGGCGUGUCCAGCUCCAUCGCCAGUUUAAUGAUCUUUGUGAGCAGCAAGUGGAGAUUGCAGGAGCACCUGGAGAAAAGCCUGGAGGAGAUCCACAGAGCAGUGGACCACAUCAAGGUGUCACUGGGAGAGUUCCUGGCCUUUGCUCAAGCCCUGAAGGGAAACGCCGCCAACCUCACGGAUAACAACCUGCAGGCCAGAAUUAAAAAACAGCUGGAAAUCCUCACGAACUCCUACAAAAUAUUGACAGAAACGAGGGAAGCUCUCAACAGCUGCAGCUGGUCCCUGGAGGCUCUGGUGCUCAGGAAGCCCCAGAACAACCCUGACGACCUGGAUCGCUUCGUUAUGGUGGCCCGGACAAUUCCAGAUGACAUCAAGAGGUUUGUGUCCAUCAUCAUCGCCAACGGGAGGCUGCUCUUCAGGAAGAACGAGAAGGAGCAAGAAAAGAGGCAACCAAAAGUGAACCCGGGAUGCCAAAUGGCAAAACAAAUCCCAGUGCCAAGGAGGGUGGCAAUUGAGGCACUGCAGAGAAACGCUCCUGAGAAAUCCAGCCAAAGCCGGGUCCCUGUGGAGAAACCAGAAGAAAAUUCCACUGAGGAUUGUGAUUAUGUCCAGCUACAGGUUUUGCCAUGCGCAAAAAAGACUGAAAACCCCAGCGGGCAGGAGCCUGCCAGGAAAAUCCCCCUGCCCGAGCACUGCAGGCUGUGCUUCGCCGCCCUGCACAAGGCCCUCGGCGUGUUCACCGCCAGCCUCAGCAACCAGCAGCCCCCCGAAAUCUUCAUCUCCCACAGCAAGCUCAUCAUCAUGGUGGGGCAGAAGCUGGUGGAUUCGCUGUGCCAGGAGACGCAGGAGAGCGAGGCCCGCAGCGACGUCCUGCACUGCAGCAGCCGCUUCUGCAGCCUCCUCAAGAGCCUGGCCCUGGCCACCAAAACCGCAGCGCUCAAAUUCCCCGACGCAGAGGCCAGCAGGGAGCUGCGGGAGCAGGCGGAGCAGCUGGCCCAGUACACCCAGCAGUUCAGGGCCACCAUGGACUGAGGCACUCGCCCCUCGGGGCACGCAGAAUUCACUGACCAGGAGUCCCCUGGGUGGGCUGUGAGCAGGGGAAGAGCCCCACACUCAGAAUUCCCACCAGGAAUUCCCUGGGUGCUGGUGCAGGUGAACAUCCUCCCAUUCAGAAUUCCCACCAGGAAUUCCCUGGGUGCUGGUGCAGGUGAAGAUCUCCCCACUCAGAAUUCACACCAGGUUAGCAGGUGAAGAUCCUUCUAUUCAGAAUUCCAACCAGAAAUUCUCUGGGUUGACUGUGAGCAGGGAAAGAUCCCCCCAUGCAGAAUUCCCACUGGAAUUCCCUGGGUUGACUGUGAGCAGGGAAAGAUCCCCCCAUACAGAAUUCCCACCAGGAAUUCCCUGGGUGCUGGUGCAGGUGAAGAUCUCCCCACUCAGAAUUCACACCAGGUUAGCAGGUGAAGAUCCCUGUAUUCAGAAUUCCAACCAGGAAUUCCCUGGGCUGACUGUUAGCAGGUGAAGAUCUCCCCACUCAGAAUUCCCACCAGGAAUUCUCUGGGUGCCAGUGAUGAUCUCCCCACUCAGAAUUCCCACUAGGAAUUCUCUGGGUGCCAGUGAUGAUCUCCCCACUCAGAACUCCCACCAGGAAUUCUCCGGGUGCCAGUGAUGAUCUCCCCACUCAGAAUUCCCACCAGGAAUUCCCUGGGUGCUGGUGCAGGCAAAGAUCUCCCCACUCAGAAUCCACACUGGGUUAGCAGGUGAAAAUCCCCACGCUCAGAAUUCCAACCAGGAAUUCCCUGGGUUGACUGUGAGCAGGGAAAGAUCCCCUCAUGCAGAAUUCCCACUGGAAUUCCUUGGGUGAAUUGUUAGCAGGUGAAGAUCCCUCCACUCAGAAUUCCAACCAGGAAUUCCCUGGAUGAACUGUUAGCAGGUGAAGAUCCCUCUAUUCAGAAUUCCCACCAGGAAUUCCCUGGGUGCACUGUUGGCAGGUGAAAAUCUCCACACUCAGAAUUCCAACCAGGAAUUCCCUGGGUGCACUGUGAGCAGGUGAAGAUCCCCACAGCGGCUGAUGCAGAAGAAUUAAAUCUGCACUUUCUUCUCCACUGUUCACAUCCUGCCUGGAAAUGUCAUUGUCACAGUGGCUGGGUGGGAAUGUUUGCUGUGUAUUGGAGCAGAAGUUGUUGCUUUUUGGACUGAUUUCUUAUUUUUUGUUCUCCAUGUAUGUCUGAUAAAUGUAUUUUCCUUUAUAAUUGUUUUAUGUAUUCCUGUAAAGACUCUCUUUAAAUGUAGCUGUACAAUGUUCUGUAACUUAUGAUGUCCCAACAUCGAUUGUUUCCUGAGGAUUUUAUUCAAAAUUUUUAAUUACAGGGUUGUUUUGGU